AUGAGUUUGUGCAAGACGAAGGUGUACCCCGAGGAGCUGCCCAACACCAGCGUGGUGAUCGUGUUCCACAACGAGGCGUGGAGCACCCUGCUGCGCACCGUGGCCAGCGUCAUUAACCGCUCGCCCCCGCGCCUGCUCCGCGAGAUCAUCCUGGUGGACGACGCCAGCGAGAGAGAGUUCCUGAAGGCCUCCUUGGAGAACUACGUGAGGAGCCUGGAGGUGCCGGUGAGGAUCCUGCGGAUGGAGCAGCGCUCGGGGCUGAUCCGGGCGCGGCUCCGCGGGGCCGCCGCUUCCAAGGGCCAGGUGAUCACCUUCCUGGAUGCCCACUGUGAGUGCACCCUGGGCUGGCUGGAGCCUCUGCUGGCCAGGAUCAAGGAGGACAGGAAAACCGUGGUGUGUCCCAUCAUCGACGUGAUCAGCGACGACACGUUCGAGUACAUGGCAGGGUCCGACAUGACCUACGGGGGCUUCAACUGGAAACUCAACUUCCGCUGGUACCCGGUGCCCCAGAGGGAGAUGGACAGGAGGAAAGGGGACAGGACCCUCCCUGUCAGGACCCCUACUAUGGCUGGUGGCCUAUUUUCUAUUGACAGAAACUACUUUGAAGAGAUAGGAACUUACGAUGCAGGAAUGGAUAUCUGGGGUGGCGAGAAUCUUGAAAUGUCUUUUAGGGUGUGGCAGUGCGGGGGCUCCCUGGAGAUCGUCACCUGCUCCCAUGUGGGCCACGUGUUCCGCAAGGCCACCCCCUACACCUUCCCAGGGGGCACCGGCCACGUCAUCAACAAGAACAACCGCAGGCUGGCCGAGGUGUGGAUGGACGAGUUCAAGGACUUCUUCUACAUCAUCUCCCCUGGUGUGGUGAAGGUGGAUUAUGGAGACGUGUCCGUCAGGAAGGCCCUGAGGGAAAGCCUCAAGUGCAAACCCUUCUCCUGGUACCUGGAGAACAUCUACCCUGACUCCCAGAUCCCGCGGCGCUACUACUCCCUGGGAGAGAUCAGGAACGUUGAAACCAACCAGUGUUUGGACAACAUGGGCCGCAAGGAAAACGAGAAAGUGGGAUUUUUCAACUGCCAUGGAAUGGGAGGAAAUCAGGUGUUUUCCUACACUGCGGACAAGGAGAUCCGCACGGACGACCUGUGCCUGGACGUGUCGCGGCUCAACGGGCCCAUCCUCAUGCUCAAGUGCCACCACAUGAGGGGCAACCAGCUCUGGGAGUACGAUGCCGAGAAGCUCACCCUGAGACACGUGAACAGCAACCAGUGCCUGGCAGAGCCGUCGGAGGAGGACAGGCUGGUGCCCACCAUGCGGGAGUGCGGGGCCGGCCGCUCCCAGCAGUGGCUGCUGCGCAACAUGACCCUGGGGGCCUGAGCUGGGCACGGGCAUCUCCUCCUCCUCCUCCUCCUCCUGCUGCCCUCCUCCUGCCGAGCCCAGCCCUCUCCCAGCCCCACCGGAGCCUCGGCGCUGCAGGUCUCUCUGUUUGGCUGCUCAAAGAAGCUCCUCCCAGCCCGCGAAGGAUAAAGCACGUGCUGGGUCCACACAAACGUGCUCAGAGAUGGUUCCAGAGACACCAGCCUGCAGCAGAAGAGGUGUUGCUGUGUGUCACACACCCCCACGGGGAGGUGGCCCAGUAUAAAAGGCCUUGUGACACCAGCUGGCACUGGGAGCCACCCUGGCCAGUGUGUCCUGAGCUGGGGGUGACGGUGCUGGGCUCCCUUGGCAAGGCCUGGAGGAUGUUUGCUGAUCUCUCGUGCCCAGUGGGAUCUGACAGCACCAAAAUGAGCAGAAAAAGGCACCAGGCAGAGCCAAAGCCUCGUGGUUUGUGCUGGGAAAAAAAUGGGAUCCGGUGUUUGGAAAACUGGGCAAAGGUUGCACUUAAAAAAGGAAUUCUGGCAAAGGAGGCGACAACGGAAGACACGGGAAUGUGGAGAGGAAAGAGGGACACACGUGGUCCUUCAGAGCAGCACAGAGGGAACUGUCCUUUCCAUGGGAAUGGAACUGUCCUUUCCAUAGGAAUGGAACUGUCUUCUCCAUGGGAAUGGAACUGUCCUUUCUAUGGGAAUGGAACUGUCCUCUCCACGGGAAUGAACUGUGCUCUCCAUGGGAACAGAACUGUCCUCUCCAUGGGAAUGGAACUGUCCUCUCCAUGGGAAUGGAACGGGCUGAGGCUGGACCUGGGGCUGCAGGGGGCAGAUGGAAGGACCAAACCUGCCCCUCUGGGACCAGCAGAGCCUGGAGAGCCCCCAGCCCUGGCUGCCCUCCCCCAGCAGUGUCUCCCUGUCCAGGACACAGGCAGAGCUUCAUCCCUGGAUCCCCUGCACGGAGCUGGAUCUGCUCCCAGUUCAGCUCCCA
Messenger RNA from Neopelma chrysocephalum (saffron-crested tyrant-manakin), 2349 nucleotides. It is a transcript of the gene GALNT13, whose product is annotated as polypeptide N-acetylgalactosaminyltransferase 13. Gene Ontology annotation, cellular component: Golgi apparatus. NCBI's taxonomy places the organism in Eukaryota, Metazoa, Chordata, Aves, Passeriformes, Pipridae. The transcript has 10 exons. The coding region runs from base 1 to 1368 and encodes 455 amino acids. The record is from RefSeq and is a predicted model, not a curated record.